AUGACGGCCAACGCGAUCGAAAGAGAAGCACGAGAACUCGUUCACCACCUGGCAAUUGGACUUCAGGAUCCCCUAGGACUGAGUUCGUUCUCCCCCUCAAUCUACGACACAGCAUGGCUCUCUAUGGUAUCCAAAGAGGGUGACUCCCUCUUUCCUCAAUGCUUCCAAUAUCUUCUAGACACGCAGCAGAAUGAUGGAAGCUGGGAGUCCUAUUCGUGCCCGCUCGACGGGAUCAUGAACACGAUGGCCGGGCUUCUUGCGCUUCAAACAAAAGCCAAAUCACUUCUCAUCCCAGACUCAAACCUCAUAUCUCGAUCUUCUCGGGCAGAGACUGCACUUCGAGAUAUGUUGCAAGCUUGGGAUAUCUCGUCUUGCGAUCGGGUGGGGUUUGAAAUCAUUAUUCCUGCCCUUCUUCUUCUCCUUGAGUCCCAGGGAGUGAAAAUGGACUUCCCGGAGCGGAACCGAUUAUUAUCUAUGUGUGAGUGCAAACUCUCGAAGCUAAAACCAAAGCUCCUCGGAAACACACAAUCAACAUUGCUCCACUCUCUCGAAGGCUUUGCUGGCAUUCUAGACUACAGUACCGUCAAGCAUCAGAAGUCGAACUAUGGGGCUAUGUUGGGCUCCCCGUCUUCGACUGCUGCAUAUUUGAUGUACGCACCUGAGUGGGAUCCUCAAGCUGAAGAGUAUUUACAAAAGGUAGUGGAGCAGUGUGCCGUAGCAGGGGUGAGUAGAGGCGUACCGAGCGCAUUUCCAACAAGCAUAUUUGAGAUUACCUGGACUAUCGUUUCCCUCCUGGAAUCUGGAUACACUCGAGAGGACCUAGGCGAAGAAUCUCUAACCAAACUUGGGGAUGAGCUUGAGAGCACGUUCACGAAGGAAAACUUUCUUGUUGGAUUUGCUCCAGACUGCCUCCCUGACGCUGACGAUACCGCAAUGACAAUCUCAGCGCUUGGUCUCCUUGGACGACCCACCAGUGUUGACCAAAUGCUCUCUGAGUUUGAAGGCCCAACUUGGUUUCGUACUUACAGCGGGGAACGGAACCACAGCUUCAGCGCAAACUGCAACGUCAGUCUCUGUCUCCUGCGGCGUGCCGAUUCUUUCGAGCAUACUCGCGAAAUUGUCAAAUGCACCCAAUUUCUCGCUGAUUCUUGGUACACAAACAAAACCAAAGAUAAAUGGAAUGUUUCGGAGCACUACUCAAUGAUGCUGUUGGCAAAAUCUUUCGCCCUAUUUCUAUCUCGCUGGGGGUCAGACCAACUCGAGGACGGCAAGAUACCUUUUCUCCUCAUUCACCAACAGAUCCCGGUCGUCAUCCUCGACAUCCUACUUCGAACUUUGGAUAGGCAAGAAGAAGAUGGCUCCUGGGCUCAUGAACAUGAAGUCACAGCCUACGCAAUUCUAACUUUACGCGCCUUGCUCCAAUUAUCAUGGAUCCAAUCCCACCAACCAGAAAUCCUCUCGCGGAUAUCAAAAGGCCAGGAAUAUCUCCACCAAAAACGUUCCAAUUGGACAAAAGGCUCCUACCUCUGGAUUGAGAAAGUCGCCUACUCCUCCUCCAACCUCUCCUUCGCCUACUGCCUCUCCGCAACCAAGAUCUCCCCCACAUCAUCCCCAACCGACACCCCCAGCCUCAAAAUCUCGUCCCUCAUCUCCAUCCCCCAAAAGAAACUCUCGGCCUUUCAAUCAUUCUUUUCUUGUCUCCCCCCAUUCUCCUCCCUUCCAUCCUACAAAAUUUCCCUCUGGCUCCUGCAAGCCUCUCUUUUCGUCCCUGCACUAUCAAAACACCGCUUCGAUAUUUUUGCGCGGAAGAAUGUGAGUGAGGAUAAAUAUUUGCAGUAUAUUCCGUUUACAUGGAUUGCGAUUUCAGGUGGAGGAUCGAGACUGGGGUUGCAAAUACAGUGGGAGAUGAUGAGGUUUUCGUUGUUGAUGUAUCAGAUUGAUGAGUUCAUGGAAGCCGUUGUGGGAGGAGAGAUGCACAGGGAUUUGGAUUGGGUUAGAGGUGUUGUUAGGGAGGUUUGUAGGAGUGGAAUAUGGGAAGGGACAACGGGGAAGAAGAGGGGGUUUGAAGAGGAGCACGAGGGGGACAUGGAGGGAGUGGACACUCACGAGAAAUCCAAUGUGGACCAUACCAAGUCCAAAGCCCGAAAAGACGUCAGAUCCACCCUCACAAACUUCACAUCCCACAUCCUCACCCAUCCGCGCGUAGCGUCUUCCCCUACCUGGCUCCGCAGCUGGCUCAUCCAAGAACUCGAAAUCUUUCUCCUAAGCCACAUAACGCACAUCAGCCAGUCUCAAGAAUUCUUCUCCGCCUUCCAAACAGCUCCUUCAGAAACUGCUACAUCUCCCUCUAUUCCUCCACUCUUACCCCAACCCUACCACACCUGGAUCCACACAACCGGCUCUAACACCACCUCCUGUCCCUUCUCCUUCACCUUCUACCUAUGCCUACUCCCAUUCCCCGGAACCCUAUUCCUAGCCUCCGGACUCCCGAGAUACCUUGUCCAAUCUAUGUGUAGACAUUUGGCGAUUAUGUGUCGCCAGCACAACGACAUUGGGUCCGUCGCUCGCGACUGGCUUGAGGGUAAUCUUAACAGUGUUGAUUUUGGCGAGUUCACUUCCCUUGAUGUGGGUGGGGCUAACUUGGACGCUGUACGCAAAGCAGAGUUAUUAAAAGUCGCAGAUUACGAGCGGCGUUGUCUAGAGCAAGGGAUGCAGGAACUCGGGAAAGUGGUUGAUGGGGAUGUGAUGCAGGCUCUGAGAGUGUUUGUCGAGGUUACGGAUUUGUAUGGCCAGAUUUAUUUGGCUAGGGAUAUUGGGGUGAAGGUGCAAGCCGCGAAAACAAUGACCAAGUAGCAAUUUCUAGAGACAGAUGGAUGAAUAGGGCGUUGGAGUGCAUAAUCAAGAAUAUGAACGCCUUGAUUCACGCCGGACAGAGGAAUCGAUAACUAUAAGAAUUGAACCGCCAUCUCAGUG
Molecule: messenger RNA, 2973 nt
Organism: Lindgomyces ingoldianus
Lineage: Eukaryota; Fungi; Ascomycota; Dothideomycetes; Pleosporales; Lindgomycetaceae
Product: Ent-kaurene synthase
Exons: 4
Coding region: 1-2853 (950 amino acids)
Biological process (GO): diterpenoid biosynthetic process
Molecular function (GO): terpene synthase activity; magnesium ion binding
Source: RefSeq, a predicted model, not a curated record